Penicillium paradoxum is the source of this 1794-nucleotide messenger RNA. Its product is annotated as Clr5 domain-containing protein. NCBI's taxonomy places the organism in Eukaryota, Fungi, Ascomycota, Eurotiomycetes, Eurotiales, Aspergillaceae. The transcript has 2 exons. The record is from RefSeq and is a predicted model, not a curated record. Bases 1 to 1794 code for a protein of 597 amino acids.
AUGGUGUACGAUUGGUCUGGCAAGCGGGAUGUCUGCUUCCAGAUGUACAUCCAGGAAAAGAAGGCGUUGGAGGAAAUCAUGGAGUACAUGCGGACUGCCUAUCAGUUUGCGCCAAGCAAACGCGCUUUUCAGACUCAGUUCAAGCGAUGGGGUUUCCCCUCGAAACAAAAUCCAGCCCACAAGAAUGUCGACCUUGUUGCACGAGUCAAACAGCUUUGGGAACGGAACACAAGCCAACGAGAUAUGCUUCGUGUCUUGAAUGAUGAAGGCUUUGAGAUCAAAGAGAGGGAAUUAAUGCGAGUGCGCGCAAAGAAUCGCUGGCUGCUGCGAGUCCCCAACGGAAUGAAAUCACAGUCGAACGUUGAGGAACAAGCUGUCACCCCCGAGGAUGAGGGCUUACUCGCCUUGCAGCAGGAGGUCUAUAAGGUCGAAAGUGCACUGGAUGACUCUCAUCCUCUCCCCACACAACCAGCUGCCGAGCGUCCAACUACCGAGUCUUCCGCUCUUUCACCGGAGGUCAUUGCAAAACGCCAAGAGCGACUGGACCGCCUGAAAACAGAAAGCGCUGAACGUUGGGCAUCACGGAAACGACGUCGUCGUACUCGAGGAUGGGCUGGGCUACCAGCUGAUCCUCCAGGACCUCCACGCUUCCCGUCUGAGACAACCAUCGAUGAGAGCAAACAGUAUCUCAGUCUGGACAAUAUGAUGUACCGUCAAACUAGAGAUCAUUUCCAGCGAAUCUGCGAAGAAGCAGGUUUCAUAAAAAAAACCGCGGCUGGCCCUGAAAGAUGGCAGGCUGCUAAAGACAAAUUGAUACAAGAAUCCCCGCACCUCCAACAGGUGUUCAACACAGAUCCUACUCAACGAGAUGCAAAGGUCCUUGCACUUGACGUUGUGUGUACUGACGUUACCAAACGAAUGCGGACUUUGGAAAGACGCAUGACAAUCGCAGAGGCGAAGAAUGCCCUGGGGAUCAACCCAGAGGAAAGCCGACAGAUUCGCAAUGCCUUCUAUGAUACCUUGAAAGUGGACCAUUUCACAAGUAAGUUAGAGGCCGGCGAUGAGCACUGGAGAGAACUCAAAGAGCAAUGGAUUGCAAGCUCGGAACUGCUACAGCGAAUUCUCGCACCUGGGCCAGCCGAUCCAGAUCAUGGCAACAAACUUAAGGCACUUGAAGUGCUUUGUCGCGAUGUCAUGAAAAGACUGCGAGAUGACCAAACUAAGCGAGACCCGGCACGCAAGAGAUCCUCGGCACGUGCUGAGUCUCGAAAUCCGACCUCGACAACUUCGUCUAUGGGCAGCAUGCUGGGCAACGAGAUCAGCAAUGGAAUUAGUACUCUCGCCUCUCAGGCACUGGCCAGUGCACCCAUCACGGCUACUGAGAUCGGGGAUAUGCAAAUUGACCCUUCGCUGCUCCAGGCAGCGAACGACCCGUCUUUCGCUACCAAUGCACACCAUGACGCGGGCAAUGGUUUCGAGUACGUGGAUCCUAUGCUCAGUUCUGCAUUGCUACAUACUCCUGUCUGGUUCCAGGUUGGUCCUUCGGGUCAGUCUCAGGAGUCAAUCCCAAAACCCUGGCUUGAGAAAUUAGCCACACGGACACUGGAAGAGCUUCGGCAAAUGAUCGGUGCCAGGUAUCCCUAUUCAAUCAUCACCCGGAUUGAGGGCAUUGACAGGGAUGAGAACGGGAAUGAGAUUCCGUUCUCAAUCAACGACGAUCAUGAAUUGGAUGUAUACUUGACCCAUGUUCACGAAAGGAAGGCGUUACUCAUUUUUAGCCUGGGACAGAUCUGA